Nymphaea colorata (pocket water lily) is the source of this 1038-nucleotide messenger RNA. RefSeq names its product mitochondrial import receptor subunit TOM20-like. The record is from RefSeq and is a predicted model, not a curated record. Bases 152 to 778 code for a protein of 208 amino acids. Gene Ontology annotation, molecular function: protein binding. Gene Ontology annotation, biological process: protein insertion into mitochondrial outer membrane. Gene Ontology annotation, cellular component: mitochondrial outer membrane translocase complex. NCBI's taxonomy places the organism in Eukaryota, Viridiplantae, Streptophyta, Magnoliopsida, Nymphaeales, Nymphaeaceae. The transcript is spliced from 6 exons.
UCUAAUUUGGGCGCCGCCGAGAGAGGCCGACCCGCCAUUGUUUUCCCUCAGUCGCCUCCUGCUUGGCAGAGAAACCACGAGGCUUCUCCUCCUUCCUUCGACGGUCGAGUUCCUUCUUCUCAGAGAGAGAGAGAGAGAGAGAGAGAGAGAAAUGGACGGCAUCCCCGCCAACGAUUUUGAUCGCCUUCUCUUCUUCGAAGCCGCGAGGAAGACGGCCGAGAUGAACUACGCCAAGGAUCCCCUCGACGCUGACAACUUGACUAGAUGGGGAGGUGCACUCUUGGAAUUAUCACAGUUUCAGCAAGGACAAGAAUGCAUCAAGAUGGUGAAGGAUGCUGUUUCUAAACUUGACAAAGCAUUGGAAGUCCAGCCAAGGAAGCAUGACACUUUGUGGUGCUUAGGAAAUGCCCACACUUCCCAUGCCUUUCUUACUCCCGAGCAUGAUGUUGCAAAGGUUUAUUUCAAGAAGGCAGCUGAAUGUUUCCAACAGGCAGUUGAAGAGGAUCCAGAAAACGAGAUCUAUUUGAAGUCCCUUGAGUUGGCUGAUAGGGCACCUGAAUUGCAUCUGGAAAUUCAUAAGCAGGUGCAAUAUCAACAAGAGGCUGCUACUAGUGCUUCUGGAUCUUCCAAUGCUAAGAAAAUGAAGAAGAAAAAUAAAAGCAGUGACCUCAAAUAUGAUAUAUUUGGGUGGAUCAUCCUUGCAGUUGGUAUUGUUGCAUGGGUUGGUAUGGCAAAAUCACAUAUGCCCCCUGCUCCACCACCGCCACCUCCUAGAUAAGAGCCAAGAGAUUGGCUAAAUAAUUUUCUCUGCAGGUAAUCUUGUUCCUGUUACAUUCCACGAGGAGGAGGUGAUGCUUUUUUUUUUGGGAUCCUUUUUUUGUUGAAAUGUUUUGGGAAGUUUUGGGGCCACAAAGAUGAGAUGAAUUGUCACGGUGUGUGGUUUAUUGUCCUGCUCUUGACAAAAACAAACUACUUUAGAUAUCUCUAUAUUAUGUUAAUGGUUCUCCAUUUAUUUUCAAGAAUAAUUUCUUUGUCUUA